AUGUGGGUGCUAUAUUCAACAACAGCUUCGCUGGUGUUUGCUAUAUCCAUAUUAGCGUACACGGCCAUAGUUAUCCUAGUAUAUUUAAUAUUAAAAGCAUGUAAUGUAAGCACAAUUUUAUAUUUAAAAAAAUAUUUUCAAAAUUUUGUUUAAAAACUUAAUAAAUCAUUUAAAUAAUAUCUUUAAAAAAUCGUGUAAUAACAAAAUAUUAAAUUAAAAUAUCCCAAUUUCAGCCUGAUAUGUUUGCAAACACCUCAGACAACGAAAUAGAAGGCUUACAAUAUGGAGAACCAAGCUUUGCUAAUUGUUCCUUCUUAUAUAAAUGUUUUCCAUGUAGCACUUGCUCGUUUAGAAGUUGCUGGAGGAACGUAUUACCAACCAAAGUACGUUCAAUUGCAUUUACUUUUAUAAAUUUAAAACAUGUUUGUUUCAAUUUAUAACCAAAAAAACUUCAAAGUCAUUAUUACCUAAAAUUUCAGUCAUUUUCUCUACGUCAACUAGCCAACUGUGAAUGUAUACGACCAACAAUACAUGGCAACUCUCCUUAUCGAGUAGACUUAAUAUGUUGUAAGGUAUAA
Molecule: messenger RNA, 578 nt
Organism: Bursaphelenchus okinawaensis
Lineage: Eukaryota; Metazoa; Nematoda; Chromadorea; Rhabditida; Aphelenchoididae
Source: the annotation of a GenBank genome assembly